Molecule: messenger RNA, 1720 nt
Organism: Tribolium madens (black flour beetle)
Lineage: Eukaryota; Metazoa; Arthropoda; Insecta; Coleoptera; Tenebrionidae
Gene: Hmx
Product: homeobox protein Hmx
Exons: 3
Coding region: 198-1496 (432 amino acids)
Biological process (GO): regulation of transcription by RNA polymerase II
Cellular component (GO): nucleus
Molecular function (GO): DNA-binding transcription factor activity, RNA polymerase II-specific; RNA polymerase II transcription regulatory region sequence-specific DNA binding
Source: RefSeq, a predicted model, not a curated record
GGUGUUUCUGUUGAAAGAGGGAGUGUCCUCAAUUUCACCGCCCUCUUGAUCAUACAAACUCUCUCAAAACACUUACAACCAGUAUUUGGUCAUAGACAAUCUAGUUGUUUGCUGACGAUAUUUAUGUACUGACCGGAAACAUAAAAAUAACAAGUGUGCGUGUGGUUGGAUAAUAUACGGGGUGGUGUGAUUAAAAAAUGAGUUCGCCGGUACGUGAUAUCGAAGUUAACGUUGUUUCAAGUCCGGAAUCUUCAAGCAGGAACGGAUCACCCGAACCGGAAAACUUCCGGUUAAUCAACCAUAUCGCGACACCAAACAUUACGUGUUUUCCGGUUAUCAAAACAAGUGACGAUGAAAAAACUGAUAACAAGGAUUUAGCCAAAGUUCAACAGAAAAGUUCAGGAGCUUCCACGAAUUUUUCCAUAUCGAGUAUACUGUCAAGAACCGAACCGGCGGUUAAGAAAAACGGUUUUCUCACUACCGGACAAAGUAUUCUAGAGAGUGGAAUUGCUAACAAUGCUGAUAGUGCGAUGCUUUCACGGUUGGGUCUCAUGACGCAUUUCGGAGCUCUUGCGGCCGCCAGCAGCAGAUAUGCCGCUCUUUGCGGCGGCCCCACGGACCCGAGGACGUUACCAUGGUAUUGGGGACGAAUACCCUCGCAAUUACCGCAAGAAAAAUCCAGCCCUAACGGAUGUUCCACCAACGAUGACCAAUCCCCGCCCAUCUCGCCCCGCGACACCCAAAACACCUCAACCACCCUCGAAACCAGCCGUUCAUCUCGCCCAUCGUCACCCUCAGACAACCCAAGAUCACCAGGAAGCCCCCAUCACAUCCCCUCGAGUCAUCCCGCCUUCCUUGACCAGAACUACAUUCGCUCAAAAAGUCCAUACCGGGACAACGACAACAUGAUCAUAGACGAAGAAGUCGAAGAAGACGAAAGUGACUACGACAACGACAAAGACAAGAAAAUGCCAAGCUCGAGUUUAAGUCCUGGAAACUCUCUCUCCAACAAACGGAAAAAGAAAACGCGAACUGUGUUUUCCAGAUCACAGGUGUUUCAACUAGAGUCGACUUUUGACAUGAAGAGGUACUUGUCGUCCUCGGAACGAGCGGGUCUAGCGGCGAGUCUCCACUUAACUGAAACCCAAGUCAAAAUUUGGUUCCAAAAUCGGCGAAAUAAAUGGAAGCGGCAGUUGGCCGCCGAGUUAGAGGCUGCAAAUAUGGCCCAUGCGGCCCAGAGACUCGUCAGGGUACCCAUUCUGUACCACGAAUCGGCCAACUCGACUAUACGACACCCAUUUGAGCAGAACCACGCUUUGAGUCUGCACCAUCCUCUCGAAGUGAGCAGAGACGGGGGGACCAGUGGUACUUCCGUAACAUCUCCCACAGGGUACCCCAGUUCUUUGUAUUACCAUCACCAAGCCGCUGUUGCCGCAGCAGUGCAUAACCUACCAUCCAGUCCAGUAAAUCGGCCGCCCAUGUCUGGACUUGUGUGAACAAGUGCAUAUUAAAAAUAUGGGUUUUUGUGCAAAUUUUUGUUAUCAAAAUAAAAUUGUUUUCUCGGCCUCAUUCACAACAUACGAGUACGUGCAAAUUAGUUUCUUUAUUAUUAUUGUAGAAAUGCUUCAUGUACAUAACUGACUGUAACUAUUAUAUUUAUUUAUUUAUGUAGCUAAUUGUACAUACUGAAAUUUAUAAGCAGCUACCACAGUUACCUAUA